This is a messenger RNA of Lithohypha guttulata, 2172 nucleotides long. RefSeq names its product Nitrogen permease reactivator protein (gene NPR1). The record is from RefSeq and is a predicted model, not a curated record. Lineage: Eukaryota; Fungi; Ascomycota; Eurotiomycetes; Chaetothyriales; Trichomeriaceae. Gene Ontology annotation, molecular function: protein serine/threonine kinase activity; ATP binding. The coding region runs from base 1 to 2172 and encodes 723 amino acids. Gene Ontology annotation, cellular component: cytosol. The transcript is spliced from 4 exons. Gene Ontology annotation, biological process: protein phosphorylation; intracellular signal transduction.
AUGUCUUCGAAGCUGUCGUCUAUGUUCCUUCCUGGUGACGAUCACGGCAAAAACACAGGUCAAACCAACGAGCCAAGUGACCGAUCCAAUGUACGAUUCUCGGAAGCCGUGGAAGCCAUCCAGCCACAGAGCGAUGCAGAGAUAAAGGAUGUAACCACAGCGCAGAGAGAAGCCGAGCUGAACGAGAUGACCCCCGAGGCUAGAGAAGAGAUCCGACGGUUGGCUAUGUCGCAGCAGAAGUCAAGAGUACAAGAACAAAGAGCCGCGCAUUUCGCGUACGACACGUUUUCAUUGCCUGCGUCAAGGGUACCUUCACGCGAUAGCGAUCCUACAAGCACACCACGAAGCGGCACUCGGACAGGUCAUCAUCCUUCAAUAUCGUCAGCUGUACAGUCCCCACCUUUAACACCUAGUGGGUCGAAGGAGGGUCGAACUGAGCUAGGACACCACCACCGAGCAGGCUCAAUCACUCCUCAGACAUCCCCUCAACCCCAACCCCGUGAGCGAGAACUAUCCCAGCAGAUCUCUCCAAGCCAGGUUCCGGAUGAGAAAGACAUACGGCAAGGGGACAAUCGCAGAACAGUUCCGAGGUUCCAGGUCGGGCCUACUGACUCUUCUGAGACGCCUGGCGAACAAAGUCCUUCUGCCACUCCACGAUCGGGUGCGGGCACUCCGCGAAGCGAAUCACCCAACAAGUCCUCACUGAGAGUAGAGCCAAGGCAUUUCGGCAGCACCGGUCGAAAUUCUAUCGCUCCAGCUAUCGCAGCCGCUGCAGAGAGGAUACCACAGUCAGCGCCCGAAGACAAGAGGCCAUCGAUAUUUGGAUCGAGAAAAGAUCCAUACGGCCACUUGACGUCUGAGGACAGAAAGAACAGCGGCACUAGCAUGGAUGGUAAGAAGCAUGGGUCCAUGUCGGAGCUCAAACGUUUCUUCCGCCUCGGUCACAAGCACAAGGACAAGGACAGCUCCAAAACUGCCUCUUCUCUUGGCUCUACCUCUCAACCCGCUUCGAGGAAAUCUAGCGUGGCACAAAGUGGUGCAAAGACUCCUCCACACCAAGCACCACCACCUAACGUCCCUUUCUCCGAUGAUCACAGCUUAGAAGCCAAGUAUGGUAAGUUCGGCAAGGUCCUUGGUUCUGGCGCUGGCGGAUCUGUCAGAUUACUCAGAAGAAGCAGCGAUGGGGUUACUUUCGCUGUCAAGCAAUUUAGGGAACGGCAUUCCUGGGAAAGCGAAAAGGACUAUGCGAAGAAAGUCACCGCAGAGUUCUGUAUUGGUUCAACACUACACCAUGGCAAUAUCAUCGAGACCAUGGACAUAAUACAGGAGAACCACCGAUGGUACGAAGUGAUGGAAUACGCUCCUUACGAUCUCUUUGCAACUGUCAUGACAGGCAAGAUGGGCCGCGACGAGAUUGCUUGCUCAUUCUUACAGAUUGUCAACGGCGUGAGCUAUUUGCAUUCUAUGGGUCUGGCACAUCGUGACUUGAAGCUGGACAACGUUGUGAUCAGCGAGCAUGGCAUAAUGAAGUUGAUCGAUUUUGGUAGUGCCACAGUCUUCCGAUACCCAUUCGAGAACGACAUCGUUUAUGCAUCAGGAAUUGUGGGAUCUGACCCAUAUCUUGCCCCUGAGGUCUACGACGAGAGGAAGUAUGAUCCUACAGCCACAGAUAUAUGGUCUCUAGCAAUCAUAUUCUGCUGCAUGACACUUAGAAGGUUCCCAUGGAAACAACCUCGAGUCAUUGAUAACUCAUACAAGCUUUUCGUGUCUCCACCCACGCCUGGGACUCCUGUGCCUGACUCAAAGCCUCGAAGACACGGGCAAAUUAAUACUCCAGUCACACCCGCACAUGACAGCGAUUCACACCAGAGAAACGGAAGCGUGGACAGUACCAUGGACUCCAGACCGAGUACUGCCGAUGGUAGCAAGGAGAUCAUUAGAGGUCCUUGGAGACUACUCAGGAUAUUACCGCGAGAAAGCAGGCACAUUGUCGGUCGAAUGCUGAAGGUAGAUCCGACAGAACGAGCCACAAUGGAUGAGGUCUUGGAAGAUGACUGGAUAUUGAGCUCUAAGGUGUGCUAUCAGGAUGAAGGGGGCAGUGUACAUCGUGCAGACAACCACACUCACGUGCUGGAAGCUGGGAGUGGGGGUCCACCACCAGCCAAGGUCUAG